Molecule: messenger RNA, 1024 nt
Organism: Lingula anatina
Lineage: Eukaryota; Metazoa; Brachiopoda; Lingulata; Lingulida; Lingulidae
Product: mRNA turnover protein 4 homolog
Biological process (GO): ribosomal large subunit biogenesis; ribosomal large subunit assembly; rRNA processing
Cellular component (GO): preribosome, large subunit precursor; nucleolus
Molecular function (GO): RNA binding
Source: RefSeq, a predicted model, not a curated record
GCCUGCGUAAAACAUACGCUAACUUCCGGAAAAUAUAAACACGUGUGGAAAGCUUCAAGAUGCCGAAGUCGAAAAGAGACAAAAAGAUUUCCUUAACACAGACCAAAAAGAAAGGUUUGGAGCUCAAACAGGGGCUUGUGCAAGAGAUUCAGAACUGUGUAGACAAAUAUGCCAGAAUUUUUCUUUUUUCUGUUCAAAAUAUGAGGAAUUCCAAGCUGAAAGAUGUCAGAACAGAGUGGAAACAUAGUCGAUUUUUCUUUGGUAAGAACAAAGUCAUGGCCCUGGCUCUGGGACGAACAGCAGAAGACGAAUAUCGAGAUGACCUUCACCUUUUAUCAAAACGACUUCGUGGCCAGAUGGGAUUGUUGUUUACAAAUCAGAGUAAAAAAGAAGUUUUAGAGUGGUUCAAGGAGUUCAGAGAUAAGGACUAUGCGCGAUCGGGCAACGUAGCAACUCAGACGGUAGUAAUCGACCAGGGCCCCCUCAGCAAGUUCUCCCACUCCAUGGAACCACAGCUAAGACAGCUGGGUCUGGCCACAAAACUAGUCAAAGGCGUAAUCACACUCACAUCAGACCAUACCGUCUGCGAACAGGGAGACAUUUUAACGCCAGAACAAUGCAGAAUAUUAAAGUUAUUUGGGCACCUGAUGGCUGAUUUCUAUAUCUCAGUGGAAGCCAUGUGGUCAAAUAAUGGAACUUUUGAGGAAUUUUCAGACACACAAGACCAUAUUGUACCACCCAAGAUAAGGUUAAAACCCAAACAGACAACAGAUGAGGAUGAUGAUGGUCUGAUGGUGGAGGUGGUACCUGAAAAUGAAGAAAUGACAGAUGAUGAUGAUGAGGAGGAGGAUCAGUGAAACGUUGGGUCGUUACGAUAAAUAAAAAGAAAAACAUAUUAGCCCUGGGGGUCUGUCUUUAUAAAGAGGAAGACAUUCAUGUUUUUGCCUGUCUGUCAAAAUAAAAAAGAGGAAGAAAAGGGGACAUGGCACAUAAUUGGCCCUAACAGCAUAUAGAGAAAAAAAAA